GGGGGCAGCUGUAAUCAUUACUUCACCCGCAUUGGCUUGCAGAAAAGCGCACAUUGUGCAAGGUAAACAACGCGGCUGCGCCGACCCCACGCCCUGACCAUUCGAUCUGCGCGGUCAGAAGUGCAGUGGCGCUCGGAUUGCCGAUACACUGGGAAUGAACUAAGAGGAUACGGGUUUUGGAACAUGUUACUAGGAAAUUUGGUAGUAAUUGUCUCUGCACUCCUGACUGGAACCAAAGUUUCUUGGGGAUAUGUGUUUCAAGCUGGGCAAGAUGUGGAUGGACCGUCGAAAUCAAACACUCAAGAAUUCCCGUGGGUGAGUUCGUCUGGAUCAUGUAAGGGCCGGUGCUUCGAGCUGGCGGAGGCAGAGCCGCCUGGAUGCCGCUGUGACAACCUCUGCAAGACCUACUAUGCCUGCUGCAAAGACUUUGAUGAGCACUGUCUGAAAACAGCUGGAGGCUUCGAGUGUUCAGAGGACCGCUGUGGUGAGGAGCGUAAUGAAGACCAUGCUUGUCACUGCUCCGACGACUGCGUGGAGAACGGAGACUGCUGCACCAACUACAAGGCCAGGUGCAAAGGUGAAACAACAUGGUUGGAAGGAGACUGUGAAGAAAUUGAGACUCCCCAGUGUCCAGCGGGUUUCAUACGUCCACCUCUCAUCAUAAUGUCACUGGAUGGCUUCCGGGCAUCAUACUUGAAAAAAGGGAGGGCGAUCAUUCCAAACAUGGAGAAACUGAGAACAUGCGGCACUCACGCUCCUCACAUGAGGCCGAUGUACCCAUCAAAGACCUUCCCUAACCUCUACAGCUUGGCCACGGGGCUGUAUCCAGAGUCUCAUGGCAUAGUCUGUAACUCCAUGCAUGACCCUGUGUUCGACGCCAACUUUAAUCUGAAGGGCAGGGAGAAACUAAACCAUCGAUGGUGGGGCGGUCAGCCUAUUUGGAUCACUUCUGUCAAGCAGGGAGUGAAAGCAGGAACCUUCUUCUGGCCAUGGGUCAUUCCUCUGGAGAGGAGAAUACUGACCAUACUGCGCUGGCUCCAUCUGCCUGAGGAAGAAAGGCCAUAUGUGUAUGCCGUGCACUCGGAACAACCGGACACAUUUGGCCAUCGUCUUGGUCCUCUCAGUAAUGAGCUGGAUAAUCCACUUAGGGAGAUCGAUAACAUCAUCGGGCAGCUGAUGAACGGCCUCAAGCAGAUGAACCUCCAUCGCUGUGUCAACUUCAUGCUAGUAGGAGACCAUGGGAUGGAGGAAGCUCACUGUGACCGGACUGAGUAUCUGAGCUCCUACUCUCUCAAUGUGGAUGACUUCCAUCUGAUCCAUGGCUCCUCUGGAAGAAUGCGGCCAAAGAACCGCACGGCCCCAUAUGAUCCUAAGGAAAUUGUAGCAAACCUCACGUGUAAGAUGCCAAACCAGCACUUUAAGCCUUACUUGAAACAAUACCUUCCCAAGCGUCUUCACUACGCCAACAACCGCAGAAUCGAAGACGUCCACCUCUUGAUGGAGCGCAAAUGGCACAUUGCCAGCAAAUUUCGAGAGCCAAAGGGAUUAUGUGGGUUUUUUGGAGACCAUGGCUUUGAUAAUAAAAUAAAUAGUAUGCAGACAAUCUUUAUGGGCUAUGGACCUAGCUUCAAGUUCAAGACAAAGGUGCCAGCUUUUGAAAACAUUGAACUCUACAAUGUCAUGUGUGAUCUUCUUGGAUUAACUCCUGCACCCAAUAAUGGGACUCAUGGCAGUCUAAAUGCCAUUUUACGAAACCCAUCACACACUCCCGUUAUGCCGGAGGAGGUGACUGCCCCCUCCACCUUAGAUCCUGCCUCCGCUGCCGUUUACGACCUGGGCUGCAGCUGUGACGAUGAGAACAAAGUGGAGGAAAAUAGCCAGAGAUUCAGUUCAGUAGUUGAUGACAGCAUACAUCUGCCUUAUGGUCGGCCUGCUGCUAUGUUUGAAACCAAGUACUUUCUCCUAUACCACGGUGACUUUGUUAGUGGAUACAGUGAGGAGCUAGCUAUGCCCCUGUGGACAUCAUUCACAAUUCCUAAACAGACAGACAGUACGCCCCUUCCUCUGCCUGCCAGCGACUGUGUGAGGGCAGAUGUCCGCAUCCUACAGGCUAACAGCCAGGCAUGCUCAACCUACUCUCAAGAGUCGGAGCUCUCCAAUGGUUUCCUUUACCCGCCAGAACUUGCCACCACACCUGAAGCGAAGUAUGACGCAUCGUUGAUCACCAACACUGCCCCAAUGUACAAAGCCUUCAAGAAAAUAUGGAGCUACUUUCAAGACACCUUGCUGAGGCGCUACACAGAGGACUUGAAUGGGGCAAAUGUCGUCGUUGGACCCAUUUUUGACAAUGACUAUGAUGGCCUCCGAGACACCAUGGAGAAGAUCAGAGAGCAUGCAGGAGACACGGUGCCAGUCCCAACCCACUAUUACGCCAUUAUCACCAGCUGCGCCGAGGCCAACCAGACGGCAGAGGCUUGUGAGGGGCCACUCAAGGUCUUCUCCUUCAUUCUGCCCCACCGGCCAGAUAACGACGAGAGCUGCAAUAGUGUCGAGGAGGAGUCUCGCUGGGUGGAGGAGGUGCUGAAGACGCACACGGCGCGCGUGCGCGACGUCGAGAUCCUCACGGGCCUGGACUUGUACCGCGCCACCGCGCAGGAGUACACAGACGUCCUGACCCUAAAGACUUACCUGCACUCGUUUGAGGGCGAGAUCUGAAGAGAGCCACGAGACAAACAAACAAACAAAAGCCUGCCGCGUCCCCUCCCUGACACCCCUGACCUCCUACUCUCUCGUUCUCUCUCUCUCUCUCUCUCUCUCUCUCUCUUUCUGUCCCUCCCCUUCUCUCUCUCUCUUGCUCUGUCGCUCUCGUCCUGAUACAUCUCUGAUGCCUAGGUGUAUAUUUUUAUACAAUUUGUCAUAUUUAUUAUUCAUUAAAAAGAGAACAUAACAAUACUGUGCCACACUUUAACACUAGUUCCCAUAGAAUUUCCUGUAUUUGUCUGAAAUAACAUUUAUCUCACAUUUGUCUUGUAUUUUGUAUGUGAACAAUUGUGAAUUAGGACCGUGUGUGUGUGUGUGUGCGUGUGUGUGUAUGUGUGUGUGUGUGUGUGUGUGUGUGUGUGUGUGUGUGUGUGUGUGUGUGUGUGUGUGUGUGUGUGUGUGUGUGCUUAUAUCUGUGUGUUUGUGCGAGUGUUGGGAAUUGAGAUAGUAAUAGGAUUGGUUGCAGGACAUUUUAGCAACACUGGUCUGUGAACAGUGAAGGGGACCCCAUAUACCAUACCACUACACUUACAUUCUGACUUGCUCUUGUGUUCCUGUUCAGAACUUGAACUUUUUACUUAAACUUUCACCACCCAUGAUACAUGUAAGUGAGGAAAUGGACUCGAGGAAUGGACUUUUGUCUCAUGGUAACACAUGAGAAUCUCAUAAAACCGUAACCCUUCCAACAUAAAAAUCUUUAAUAAUAAACCACAUACCAAGCAUUUGAAAUUACUGGACCUAGUUGAAACAAACGUAAAUAAAUAAAUGUUGAUUGAUCUGUGUAGUUCCCCUAUUUAAAAUACUGUACCCAUUAACAUGUGGCAUGGUUUUGAUCUGAAUAAAUCCACGUAAUGUCAAA
Sardina pilchardus (European sardine) is the source of this 3619-nucleotide messenger RNA. It is a transcript of the gene enpp2l, whose product is annotated as ectonucleotide pyrophosphatase/phosphodiesterase 2-like. The coding region runs from base 184 to 2715 and encodes 843 amino acids. The transcript has 25 exons. The record is from RefSeq and is a predicted model, not a curated record. NCBI's taxonomy places the organism in Eukaryota, Metazoa, Chordata, Actinopteri, Clupeiformes, Clupeidae. Gene Ontology annotation, molecular function: zinc ion binding; calcium ion binding; alkylglycerophosphoethanolamine phosphodiesterase activity. Gene Ontology annotation, biological process: phosphatidylcholine catabolic process; immune response.